Molecule: messenger RNA, 4437 nt
Organism: Trypanosoma theileri
Lineage: Eukaryota; Euglenozoa; Kinetoplastea; Trypanosomatida; Trypanosomatidae
Exons: 1
Coding region: 1-4437 (1478 amino acids)
Source: RefSeq, a predicted model, not a curated record
AUGCCAGUAGUACGACAAGGAUAUAGUCCACGUGUGAGCCGCAACGUUAUGCAUGGAGUGCCAACCACCUCCUUGUCCUCCUCUCUCAACAGCAAAGAACCCAACAGUGGGAUACGCAGAGCCACCAUCCACACAACUAGAGUAAGUAGUGAGGAUUACUCUUCUUCUUCUUAUCAUCAUCCACAACAAAGUCAACAGGAAAUAGAGAGAAUGAAUAGAACCACGCCGUUAUUACAACAGCCACGGGCAGCGGAGAGUCCACGAAGUGUGGCGUACAGCAGCGGACCGUCCACCGCCCGCACAGCUCCACACACUGCAGCCCCAACAACAACAACUACGACUACUUCUACUUCUACUACAUUAGCAGCUAUGAAGUUAACGAGAAGGAAAGGACAGAAGAAAUCUCAUUCUUCACACUUAACAACAUCACAACAACCACAACAACAUUCAUCAACAACAUCAUCACCAUCGCAACAAGAAAAGCAACAACAAAGAGAAAAAGAAGAACGAUAUGAUGAUGUACGAAGACGUGCACAACCCACAAGAGUAAGUGAUGAGCCGCAGUUAAAACUCCGCAUGCAACGAGAUCACAUCUCUGUAGAGGCGGAUGAGGCGAAUUCACCACCGCAAUUACUCCUCGCGCAGGAUCUCCGCGCUGAACGGGUACGUUUAGAACGUUUACAACCCAAACACUCUCCACGUUCAAAUAUAAAUACCAACCGUUCUCUUAUUAGAAAAUCUACUACUACUAAUAAUACUAAUAAUACUAAUAAUAAUAAUAAUAAUAAUAAUAAUAAUAAUAGUACUGCCGUUGCGGUAAGUGGAAGAGAUGAUGUGUAUGAAGAAUAUAGAAAUGAAGAUCCAAUGAGACAACAACAACAUAAUUAUUCACAUGAUGAUCAUGAGGAGGAAAGUAGUGAUGUUGGACGAUUACGUUAUUCCCAAGGAGGCAAUACCACCGUUGUGUUAAGUGAAUAUGGGAGUUGUGAUCAUACUUAUCCGGAUCCACACUUCUUAGAGAGUCGUUCCCCUAGUGCUCGCCGUACACAUGGGCCUGUCGUAACAGAAGCCUGGGCUCGAAGUAUAGUAAAACCACAGGAUGAAUAUUUAUUAUAUGAUCGAUAUACUCGACCAGGUACAGUUCAGAAUUAUGAAACGUUAAUACGUCGUCGACAAGCAAUAUUAAUGCGAGAACGUAGUCGUCAAGGGAGUAAUGGACGAUUACGUUCAUUAGAACCACGCCAUAGUAUACGGAACUCUAUAAGUGUGAGAUCUGUUUCUAUGCCUUCAUCUGUACGUUCACAUCCAAGUGAAUCGCGAUAUACCACACUAGCAACUUCUAUGGAUCCAAUGGAAGAAAUGAUGGAUGUUGUGGAUUCCACACGAACUCGUACGGUAUUAAUGAAUGAACGACAAAUCAUUGCACGUGGGACACCACUCUUCUUUAGACAACCACGUACACGAUUAUUUGCUCUAGAUGGAAACAACAAUUAUAAUUAUAAUAAUAGUAGUAGUAAUAAUAAUAAUAAUAAUAAUAAUAAUAAUAAUAAUAACGGUAUGAGUUUAUUCAAUAAUAAUGCGAAUAUGAAUAGCAGUGAUGGUCUACAGAAGGGUUCCAUGAUGUCUCUCAGUGGUCAUUCUAAUACAAUUCCUCCUGGAAUGGAAUUACAUCCAACCCUUCUACUCAAUCGACGCUCGGAUAACGAUAUAAUGGUUUCUUCUAUUCUUCUUAACAGCUUCUUAAGACAAGAUCGUCCACCUGCAGUUACUACUACUACUACUACUACUACUAAUAAUAAUAAUAAUACAGGAGAAAAUGCUGUUGGAAAUGGUACACUGCCAUUAUCAUCCUCCUUAACUGGUAGCACGAACAAGAGACCAUUACUACCUUCACAUGUUCAUCCACUCUCUACAAUGAAUACAGGAGAUUUAUCUAUGGAACUUCUUUCCGUCGUUCAUGAGUCCCCUAUUGUGAAUAGGAAUCACCAAGUAGAAGUAGAAGAAGAAGAAGUAGUAGUAGAAAGAAAACUUCUUAGCCAUAAUGAAAAGAUUGAGAAAUCACCACUGCCAUCCAUAUCCCCAUCCUCAGUAUCACAACAACAAUCACAACAGCGACAACAAUCGAGAUCCCCAUCCUCUUUGCUUCUUCUGGAUAUGGAUACGGAAAAGGUAGAGGAACUUCUCUCUAAUCCACUCUUUACAUUACGUAGUGAUGAGAACUUUGAACGACUUCUUCUUACGCAAGCAGAACAUGAAGCCCGAGAAGUAUUACAACGACAACAUGCCACAUCUAUUGAACUCGGUUACUCCGUUCUCUCUGUUGGUGAAGCGAAAAAGGAUGAGAAAGUGAAACCUCGUAUGCAUGAAGUAUUUGUCGGUACUCUUUCACUAAAAACACAACCAACUAAAAUGAUAAAUCAUGAGUCUAUUAUUAUAGAAACACCAGAAAAACCAUUAGAGAAGAUUUUCUCAACCCCUAUUAAAGGUCAUAAUAUACUACAACCUACUGUACUCGUACCACCAACAGAAACAACAAAAACAACAAUAUCUACUAAUAGUAUGAUGGGAGAACGGGAUAAGAAGAGUAUUAUAGGCCCUACACGGCAUAUUCUUCUUAGUACACCUUCACAUGGUAAUAAAUCCAUUGGAAUUGGAAGUACACCACCUCAUACCGAUACUUCUGCUAAACCUCUUGAUAAGAUUCAACAAAACCGUGGAGGGAAUAAAUUAAAGACACGAACAUUAAAACGUGUAACUAAUCAUGAUAUUAGUAGUGUUAGUGUUGGUGGUAAUCGCCAAAGUGUAGAGAAGAAAACUCUUUCAGCGAUACCAGUACCCGCAGAAACACCCCCACGUACACGGAAAAAGAAACAAAUUGGUAAUACUACACCAAUAGAAUCUAGUACGAAAAAGAAGAAAUCUAAAGUGAGACCGAAACCUUUAUAUUAUGAAGAAUAUUUAUCGCCUAUAGAUGUUACGUUGACCUAUCCGAUUACACCAGGAUUAUUAGAUCAAUCCACACAAGAAGGAAAAGAAGAAGAAGAAAAAGAAGAACAACAAGAACAACAACAAGUAGAAGAAGAACAACAUGUAGAAGAACGAGAAUCAUCGCUGAUGCGAGAACCGAUACACAUACAAACAGCUUCUGUAGGAGAUGAAACGCCUGAUAUCACACCAUUAAGAAAUGGUGAGAUGUUAGAAUCCCCAACACCUGUGAGAGUAUCUGAACAUUCACGUGGAAGAGAUGCGAAUAAUGCCUCUUGGAAUAUUGCAUACCCCACAGCGGAAUCCUUAUCAAGAAAUUCAUCUGCAUCCCGAUCCCCACUACGUCGUUUAAUGCGAGAUGAAAUGUCUUCAAAGAGUGUUCUUCCGUUAGAAUCAUCAUCCCAUAAUGUAAAUGAUAUAAACUCUUCCAAAACACUAUCCUCAUUCAGUACAAAUUCCUUAACCCCCACGGCUCUUGCAGCGACUGUAGUAACUCCAGCAAGUCGUGUUGGAAUGGCACAAUUAAGUCCAAAGUCUCAUGUUGAACGGCAUGGAUCCACAGCAACUACCACCAGUACAUCCAUCUCCGAUCAUGAAGGUAUAUUGUGUGCAGAUGAAAGUGAUGCGGAACUUAAUGAGUAUUUACAAUUUGCACUACAACAACAACAACAGAAAAAGUCUGGAGGAGGUGUAAAUGAUAUUAAUUUACUCCUUCCUUAUAUUAAACGUACGCUGCGGCAACGACAACCGUUAGAAAAGGAUGCGGCUGGUCAUUCUGUAGAUACUGAGGAACAUAAGGCAAUAGAAUUAAAAACGGUGAAGGCCAAAGUGAAGGAAGGGGAAAAGGAUGAAGUGAAAAAUUACAAUGAGAAUAGAGAAAAAAAAGAAGAAGAAAUAGAAGAAGAAGAAGAAGAUGAUGAGGAUGAUUUGAGUAGUGGGAAUGGAAAUGGAAAUGCGGGUAUUCCAAUAGAAGAUGGUACACAUUAUGUGCAGAAUGUUGCCUGUGUGCUUGCUGCCUUUGGACAGUUAUGGCAAACACCAUUUCACGAUCCUGCACAGCACGAUAAAUUGCCUUUAGCCGUUCAAGCACAGUUAUUAUUAUUUGAUGGUCCUUCAAUUCUACAAGAAGAAGAAGAAGAAGAUGAUGAAGAGUUAGAGGAGGAGGAGGAUAAUGAUAAUAAUAAUAAGAAUAAUGAUAAUAAUAAUGAGGAAGAGGAGGAAUCUGAAGAGAAAAGAACGGGAGUAAGGCCUGCUAGUAGUUCUAGCGAUAUUGGCAACAGCGGAAGUAGUAAUAGUAGUCGUGGAAAGAAGAAUAAGAAUAAUAAUAAUAAUAAUAAUAAUAAUAAUAAUAAUAAUAAUAAUAAUAUGAAAGAGAGAAAAGAGACGAAUAUGAAUAAUGGAGAGAGUGAGGUUAGUAAUGGACGAGAUGUCUGUGUGGUGGCACACGAGUAA